Messenger RNA from Cryptotermes secundus, 6130 nucleotides. RefSeq names its product RNA pseudouridylate synthase domain-containing protein 1. The record is from RefSeq and is a predicted model, not a curated record. Gene Ontology annotation, biological process: pseudouridine synthesis. The coding region runs from base 608 to 1498 and encodes 296 amino acids. Gene Ontology annotation, molecular function: pseudouridine synthase activity; RNA binding. The transcript is spliced from 3 exons. NCBI's taxonomy places the organism in Eukaryota, Metazoa, Arthropoda, Insecta, Blattodea, Kalotermitidae.
UGUGACAAUAACGUUCGUUAUUCGUAUCCGUGGUAUACGCCGUAAAGAAAGUUCUGCCUCGCUGGAAAUACGCUGAGUGUUCGUUACAAAUGCCCGCUGUUGUAGAAAAUUACUGCUGUUUAUUGUGAUGUAGAACGUAAAUAUAUUGGACAAAAUAAGUUCCCCGAUAAUCUUAUGUUUUAUAAUGUACAGUAGCCAGCAGCACCGUGAUCACCGUGAUCUUUAAAGUUAAAGAGAGGUAUUGAUCGGUGUUUAAAAAUUUAAAGAAUUGGUCGUAAUGCAAAGAGAGAGUUAACAAUUAUGCUAUUCAGCCAAAGUCUGAAUGAAAUUAUAAACAUUCUAUUAUACACAACCACUUUUUCAACAGACUAAACCCAUUUUUAAAUUACUGUGAGUUGAAAAUGUGAAUGAAGAGAUACUAACAUACUGCCCAGGGAACGUGAUUGAUUCCAUGUGGCGUGUUUACGUUUAUAUAUAAUGAGAUUUUUUUUAUAUUUUCAGGUAUGAUUUAUGAAAGCGAGGUGUUAAUAUUUGUGUUGUCGUCAUGGACAUUCAAAUGGCAUUGUUAAGGCUAUUUGCAAUUGAUUUUAUUUGCAGGUAAUGAUAGAUGGAAAAUAUAAUAGAAAUUGUUACAAGAAUAUUUAUGUAUAAAUUUGAUCAUAUUUGGCGUGAAAGGGUGUCGGUUGUCGCAGGAGAACAGAUUAGAAAAUCUCUGAACGUAUCACCAUUGAAUGAAGUUGACAUUUUGUAUAGAAGUCACAAUUUUUUAGUGAUAAAUAAGAGGCACGAUGUUGUAAUAAACAGUGAUGAUCCAGCAGUUCAGGUAUCGUUGCAGUUGCAGCUUAAAAAGUUAUUUCCAGAUUUGGUAAAUCCAAAUCUGCAGCAUGACUUCUAUUUCGUACACAGGCUAGAUUAUGCAACUAGUGGUAUAAUAUGCAUAGCAUUGCAUAAGAAAGCAUGUUCUGCAGCAACAGUAGUAUUUAGUGAAAGAAAAACAAAGAAAUACUAUUUAGCACUCUUACGUGGCCAUGUAGCAUGUGAAAUUUUGGACAUAUGUGAACCAAUAGGAGAAGACAGUCAACAGAAGACAGGUAAUCAUCGUAUGUGCACUGCAUCAGAUCCACACUGUAUCUCUCCAAGAUCUGCACAUACUCGAAUGUUGGUGCUACAGCGUGGUUUAUACGAUCUGUAUCCAGCAACAAAAGUAUUACUUAGACCAAUUACGGGCAGACGUCAUCAGCUUCGAGUUCAUUGUGCAGAUAUCGGCCACACGAUUGUGGGUGACUAUACUUACAGCAAUCGACAGGAUGUGCUUCCAUUCAGAAUGUUCCUACAUGCCUUCAGGUUGGUCCUUGAGAACAGUGUGGAACCAUUGACUCUGCAGACAGUGGAUCCAUUUACAAGUGACGUUGCUGCUAACAAAUGGACUCCUGUGGAGACACUAAAUGAUAUCAGCACCUCCUCAUUCUCUAAACUUGAUAUGGAAUGGGAUUGCUGAUAGUUUGGAAUUGUCUUACUGGGACUGAUUGUGUAUGUGUUCAAGAGCUGUGAGUAAAGUUUGGUCAUGAGAGAAUAUUUUCAUUAUUUAUAUAUUUAAUUAUGUUAAAUGCUAUUAAAAUUUCAAUAAGAAGUUGUUGAGAAUAAAAUUUGUGAAAAAUACCGAUCCUCGAUAACUUGAAAAGUUCUGGGAAGACAGCUACAAUUAUGCUAAGGUACUGAAGUUUGUAGAAUAACAGUAUACACUAAACGGUGAUGUUAUCUAGAGAAACUUUUUCAGCAAAGUAAUACUAUAAUACUGAAAAGCAUGUCUUCAUUGCUGGUGUCCUCUGCUCCUAUUUGUAACUACUUGCUGACAUAAAUAAUGACAGAAGAGAAAGCCUUAGCCACUUUAAUACUAGGAUACAUUGACUUAUUUUUUCAAAAGUCCCAUUGUUGAGGAAUCAAUAAUGGUCAGUAAGCAGCUCUUACAAUUGGUGGGGUGGAUUCAAAUUCAGAAAAGUGAUACCUUGCUGAUAAUAAAAAUAAGUGAUAAUUCUUUGUAAUUAAAUAUGUAUUUCCCUACAUCAUGCUGUUCAGAAUGUAAAUGAAUGCGGAGGUGCAUGAACACUUGAAAUUAUACCACACUUUUGGGAUUGUAUAAGUUUGCCCCUAUCCUUUGACAUUGAGCUUACAACUCUCCCCCCCCCCACCACCAACAUAGCUCGCCAACUGAUCACAUGUGUUAUGUGAGUCACAUAGUAUGUAUGUAUGACAUUACUUGUACAUAUUAUGAUUAAUUUUGUUUAAGUGUUGCAUUUUGAGCAGUAUCUUAGUAGCAGAGUUUUCAUUUAACUCUGUGUCAAAAUGUUUGGUGUUUACAAAGUAUGCUUUAUUUGACGUCUGAUGGCAUUUUAAAUGAACUACAUAGCCAUGAAGCAUUGGAGGGGAUUUUUCCCUGCAUUUGCAGCUCUUGGGGAAGUUUUUAUUUAAUUUUAUACCGAUGAAGAAAGUUGUGUUUUUAAAACUGAAACUGGCAGCAGGGUAUCUUUAGGUGUGAGACAUUAUGCCUGUGAAAUGUGUCAUGAAGUGUUAUGAGUAUCAUAUGAGUUACUGCUUUGUGAAAUUGAAUGUUUUUGCAUAUUCUAGUCAUACAGUCGUUGUGGAAUGAAGCAGUAUGACUAAUGUACAACACAAAUUCAUUUUCAGUGUGGACAGAUUGCAUUUCUUUUAUUUUUUUUAUAGAUAUUACAGUCAGAUGAAUUUAGUUUUUCACUACUGAGCCCCUUCAACAUCUGGUGUUUACAUUUAAAUAAAAGUGGGCUUAAUAGAAUAUAUACAGAGAUGUACAUUUUCCUAUUCUGCUUAUGCUAGGUUGUAUCUACACUUCCAUCCAUCAUGUAUUCCUGUCUUUGGUCAUGUCUGUCCAAACCAUCUUUGAGAAUGUAUAAUAUCUCCAGUAGGAAGCCUUACAGAAAUAGCUAAUGUGUGAUGAGUGAGAUUUUUGGUAUGAUGACUUGGCUGUCAGUAUUGUGACUUGUAUACCCAUUGCUAGGCAACAGUUCAGUAAACACAUUCCCGCAAAGCAUGUGCAUGCUAGGUAAUGGGCUAGUAAACACGCCUCCUUAAAAUAUAAAGAUUGUGUUUUCCAUGUGGUCUGUGCUGAGGGGUUGUAAGAAGGACAGAACAGUAGUAGAGAGAGUAGUGGUUUAGUGUAGUGUGGUCAGAAGUCAAGAGUGUCCCGUCAAAGGUGGUGAUUUGUGAAAUGUUGUAACAAGUUGCAUAAAAGUCGAAUAAAUUUGAUCAAAUUCGAAACCCAUUUUAUAAGUCAUGCAAACCUGUAAUACAUGACAUUUUGGUGUCAGAAGUGGGAUGGGUUGGAUUGAUCGAUUAUAGGAUUGAAGAGUGCAUUGUGUAGUUACAAUGGCAUACUACAGAAAUCGAAAACCUGGGUCAAGCAUCAGAACUUAUGAAAGCCAACCAAGUAAAAAUGUUGGCCAAAAUAGAAGCUGAUGCAGAAGAAAUGAUGACAAGGUUGGAAGCCAAGAUAGAGGCCGACCAUAAAGAGUUGAUGGCCACAAUGGAAGCCAGUCAUGAAAGAAUGAUGUCCUGUUUAUAAAAGAUGGAGGCCAGUCCAGAGACGAUGGAGGCAGAUGCAGAAGAUAUGCAGUUUGGAGCAGAAUAUUGGGAGGUCCCCAAGGAGCAUGCCACAGUGAUACCUACUGGAGCACUGAAGAAGUGGCAUAAGGACCGGAAUCAGGUGUAGGAUACUGCAGGGAGCUGAAGGAACGGACUGAGGGCAGUGGUGUCUGUCAGAAGUUGGCUGCCGCCUGCAGAGGUAUGACCCACCAUACAGGAGUGGAACAGUGCAAAGGUUACUGUCGUCGGGGACGUGGCAAGGAGAAGGAACUUCUAAAAGGCAGACAUUCGGAAGGAGGCAUCGGCCAAAACCAGAAUGCAACCAUGGCAUGUGGAACAGAGACCUAAGCUAGCAAGGAGCAAGAGGACAUCUGGCGGAUUCUUCGGGCAGCAGCAAGCAGCCAGGUCUUCUGUCAGGUUACAAAAAAUUAGGAACUGGACAUUGUGGAGGGGUCAGCCCCCUCUGAAACAGAAGAAAUGCCUACUCAGAGCUUUAGAGUAAGAAUAGCUGAGAAUGUGGGAGCACUGGCCACUCUGAUAGAUUUGCCCCACCAUUUGGGGGAAGAAAAAAGGGAAUAAAGGGAUGAUGGUGAUACACUUUGAGAGACUGGCACCUUAAGAAGGGAGCAGUGGGAGCAGUUGGAGAAAAGUCACCACAGGAAGAUGAAACCAAGCACAGCUCUCAGAAAAGAAAUUGUGGUAUGCCUGUAAGCUGUUCAGAAUGAAGUCAAAAGUGGCCAGUUGAAGAUAGUGAUUUGUGAAAUGUUGUAAUAAGUUGUAGAAAGGUCCAGUAAAUUCUAUGGUCAAAUCCAUAAUCCCUUCUACAAGUUACGCAAACCCCUAAUACAUGACAGCAUUAGUUACAACCAACCACCAUGGCAUCAGUGUAAGAUUGGAGUCUUUCUACUGAAACUUUCUGUGAAAUUUUUACAAUUGUGUGAUGGAUUAGAUGAUUUGCAGGGGAAAUAUUAUGUUUACCUCCAAGGGGCACAGCAGACAACUAACUUCAUGCAGCCAGAUCCUUCUUGAGAAACCAAUAGUUUCUGUCACUUAAGAAAUUCACAGCAGUUUACAGAAGGUUUAUUGUUGUGCUCAUGAGCUCAUUACUGAUCUCUAUCCUGAGCAAGAUAAAUCCAGCCCAUAUCCCCUGUCCUCUUUCUCUGAGAUUCAUUUUAAUAUUAUCCUAUGUAUGUCUAGGCCUCUGUCCUUCAGGUUUUCCUACAGAAACAUUGUAUGCACCCCUCUCUCAUGCAUUUUACAUUUCCUACCUAUCUCAUCUAUAUCUGGUGAGGAGUACAGGUUAUGAAGUUCCUCUUUAUGCAAUUAUCAUCAGCCUCCUGUUAUUUAAUCCUUUUUAGGUACAAAUAUUCUUCUCAAACACCCACAUCCCACAUUCUCCCUUUAAUGUCAAAGACCAAGUUUCAGAGCCACACAAAACUACAGGCAAAAUUAUAGUUAUGUAUAUUUUAGUCUUUAUGUUUUUAGACAGCAGGCAGGAAGACAGAAGUCCGAGUACUGAAUGCUUCACAGCACACAACUAGAAUAAUGUUAUAUUGCAGCGUCCUGUUGCACUGCAUAGCUCUGACUUUGUGUUUUGCUUUAUGCCAUCUAUGGGCAACUUUGGAUAUUAUUCACUCAUUUUUCUUUAUUGUCACUACAUGUUUUGGCCUAACUGGCCAUCAUCAGGCAUACAGGUUGUUGUGAUGAAGGACUCUGCUGCUCACCAUAAUGCUGUUGUGUUUCUCAUAUGUGGAUACCUUGAAUUACAGCUGGCUGUGUGGGUUAAAGCAUCUUUACAGUGAGCAGCAGAUGCCUCAAUUGCAAGAGCCAUUACACCUGAAAAUGGCCAGUUAGGCCGAAACAUGUAGUAUCAAUGAAGGAAAAACAAGUGAAUAGUAACCGAAGUUGCACAUAGAUGGUAUAAAGUGAAAUGCAAAGACACAACUGGAAGCUUUAUAUGUUUAGUGAAUAGGAAGUCAGUCUCUUAAGAUAAUUCCUUAUUCUUGAAUAUCUGUUGGUGUAGAAAUAUCUGUUGUGUUGGCAACUGUUAUGGAAUUCCACAUUCCAUAUUUAGGUUGCAGAGAGGGUGAGGUAGUUGUUACCUUAAUAUCUGUAUUGUAGUGCGUUUUCCAUCACAUGAGAUACAUAUAUUUCUAAGUGAUAUGAGAAUGGAAGUGGGGUUACAUGAUGUUGCAUACACAGAGCAUAUCAGUAUUAUUACAGUGUGAGAGGAAUAUCAUGAAGAUGUUAUUUCCUUUGUGGCCUCCAUGUAUUUAUUUCAUAUAAUUUCAAUACUUAAAAAGAGUACUUUUAACUGUAAUUAGUCAGUAAAUGGUUUCGUAAGUAUUUACAAUAUUUAACUCAUAAAGGAAAACAGUGUUAAAGUAAUCUUUAUCUACGUACAUUUAAAGACUUGGGUACCCAUUCUUAGUACCUCUGAGGUAGUGAAUGUCCAAAGUGUUCAUUUUUUGUUUUUAAUUACUGUCUCUGUUAAAUACACAGUAUGUGAACAGAA